AUGGACGAGACUCAGGCAAAAACAUUAAUAUCGUCAUCGUCGACAUCUUCGUACGAGUCAGAAACCGAUGAGCUGCAGCGUUUAGAGCACGCGCCGCCGUUUUGGAGGAGCCAAAAAAGGCUAUCAAAGCAGCUGUCAAUGUGCGAGACACCCCGUGAUAUCGCCUGGGAGAAGCGGCGCCGCCAGAGUCUCCUUCAAGAGCGACGGAAGAGCGGGAUCAACGACCGGGACGACUUGACCGACGAGGACCUGAAUGAGUUGAAAGGGUCCAUAGAGCUAGGGUUUGGGUUCAAGGAAGAAGAAGGACAAAGGUUAUGCAGCACAUUACCAGCCCUUGACCUAUAUUUUGCGGUUAAUCGGCAGCUUUCGCCGAGCCCCAUCUCAACUCCGGACAGUAGAGGCUCGUCGGUGUCGCUCGGAGGUUUGUCCACGUCGCUUGGACGGAGGUCUACGUCUUUUGAAAGCCCUAAGAGCGAUGAGUCAUGGAAGAUUUGUAGUCCAGGUGAUGAUCCUCAACAGGUGAAGACUAAGUUGAGGCAUUGGGCUCAAGCCGUUGCAUGUUCUGUGAUGCAAUCCCAUUAA
This is a messenger RNA of Ilex paraguariensis (yerba mate), 582 nucleotides long. Lineage: Eukaryota; Viridiplantae; Streptophyta; Magnoliopsida; Aquifoliales; Aquifoliaceae. The record is from the annotation of a GenBank genome assembly.